AUUCCGAGUGGUUUGCACUUUUUCGACGAGUGUGCUGUGUACAUAGGCAUUAGUGGUUAUAAAAUUGUUAGAAAAAAUGGAUUAAUCAAUCGGAGAACUCACUAAACUUAAGUAAUAAGCAAAUACAAUAAAAAACUUACGGGGCAGUAGCUAAAAUCGAAGACUUCGACACAAUGUUCUUUUGUACCUUUUGUUAUGGAGAGGUGUGUGGAAAAUCGAUACAGCAAUUUUCGGUCUGUAAACAGGCUUAAACAAAAAUAAAGAUGAAGUGAAAAAACAGUGUAUUGCAUUUAUAAAUUUAAACCAUCGAACCUGCCAAAAUCGGAAAUUACUUCGAUUAUGAGUUCGAAUGGCAGUGAUUUGGGGCACAACAGCAGGCGGAACGAGAAGGGUAAUCCGGACAACGUUCACGCCUCGAUGCGUGCGGGCGGCAGUGGCAGCAUCGGCAUGAGCUCCACCCGCAGGAAGUCCAUCAACUUCCAGAAUCAGCUGCAACUGGCGCUGGAGUCGAAUGAGUGCGAUGUGAUGUACUGCAGCCUGUCCUCGGGUCGCUUCCGCGCUCCCAACGGCGAGAAUUUCCCGCCCCACGGGGGCAAGCUCAAGCUAUCGCCGCUGGAGAAGUACGACGAGGCCAACAGGGGCGUGCCGCCGCCCUCGCCGGCUCCGAACAGCGAUUGCUUCGCCACCUGUGUGGCCAAUCAGUUGCCGUCCCAGUCGUGCUCGGUUGGGUCCCUCAAGCCGGAUACUUCCGUGCUGCCGAAGCACGGAAUGGGUGGAAACGGCCUGGUCGGAAACGCAAUGGGAGGGAACGGAAUGGGUGGGAACGGAACCUAUCAUCAGCGCGGAGUCUCGCCGAAUUCCAGAUACCGCUUGGAGCGCUAUCGCGAGUCGCAGCCAAGCACCCAGACAAAGAUGAUGGAGAACAUGGGCGGCCUCCCCUCAGCAGGGCCCUCGGCCUCCUCCACCCGUCUCCUACUGCCUUCCAACGUACCCUUGCCACUCUCGCAGUGCGAGAACUACAAUGCCUACCUGGGUUCCACGGUGCACACGCCGGUCAAGCGGUAUGUGCCCACCCCGCCUCCCGCUAUGGAUCUCUACUCGGACCUGAGCAUCUCCUCCACGUCGGCGGGCAAUCUGCCCAAUUCCGCCACUGCCGCCCCCUCCACGUCCUCCUCCAGCGGGCAGUCCCAGUACGCCAACAUGCCGUACAACUACCGCUCCAAGUGCUGCCACAGCGAAGCCUCGCACGGCAGCCUCAGCCGCACCUCGCAGACGUACGCGACCUGCUCGCCGGCCUGCACUUCGCCCUCGCCGGCUCCUUCCACCAGCAUGUCGAUGGUCUUCUCGGCGGCCAGCUCCUGCUCGCCGGUCAUGACGGCCACCAGCUCCGCGCGAUCGGGCAACCACAGGGGAGAUGACAGCGACUCCGUGAUUGUGGUGGCUCCCGGCGGAGGCUCCAUGGCCCAGAUAGAAGUGGACAAUCCCUCGGGAACCUGCUUGCAUUGCAACACAGUGCGUCGCACAACGGGAGUCCAUCAGACCACCCAGACCACGGGUCCCAUUAGCCCGGUUCCCAUAUCCCUGCCCGUGCCCAUGCCCAUGCCAGUGAUCUCGAGCAUGAAUGAGCAGAUUCCCAGCCAGACCCUGGAGUCCAGCAUGGUGUCCGUGCAGGCUAAGCGCCUGGAGGGCGGUGGCAACAUGACCGCGCCUCCCGGAUCAAACCAACACCAGAUGUACCGCAGCCAGAUGGCCAGCAAUCCGCGCCUGCAGCACAUGCACCACCAGACGCAGCAGCACCAGUCGCUCCAGACGCUCCCCCAGCCGCAGAUGCACCAUUUGUCCUGCAAGAAGCGGAUCGGCAUCUACAUGAAGCGCACAACCUCGCAGUUCUUCGGCGUAGAGCCGAGCACCGAGGUGGCGGACUGUGCCCUGUGGCAAGGACGUCAUCGUCGCCUGGCGAUCCGCUGUUUCGGGAUGUUCGACACGGAGCUGGAGUACCACAUGCAGCAGACGGGUAACGAGGAUGCGGUCCAGGGCAGCGGAUCCAACGGCAACUAUGCCCAGGAUCGACCGGACAUCCUGCCCGUUCAGGAUGCCAUUGGCAUGGACAUGACGCUAUCUGGCGAUGGUAGACGGCAAAAGUGCUACACCAAUCGGGACUUCCUGGCCGGAGAGUUCGUGGAGCGCAAGGCAUCGGUGGGCUAUAUGUUCGUGGCCAUGGUGAGCUACCUGGUGCACAUGUUCAACAAGCGGCGGCCCAUACAAAUGCACCGGGUGCGAUGUCCCUGGCAAUGGUCCCGCAGCUUUGCGCCGCUCCACGUCACAUCCCACAACAACCAGCAGGCGGAUGCGGACUGUUUGACGGAUGGCCUGGAGGCCAUCAUAGACGACGAGGUGUUCUUCGACAGUCCCUGCGAGAUAACGACCUCGUCGGUGAACGACGAGAGCUCCGAGAUCGGCAGACAGGCCGCCAAGCCGCGCCCCUGCGCCGAUCCUUCGGGCGUGGGCGUCAGUGUCUACAUGGCGGAGAGGCAGCAGAACGGGUGGCGAACCUCCGCCCUGAACAAUGGCGGUAAUGCCAGUAGUGAUAUCAAUCUAACCGGCGAUCAGUCCUCGCAUCCGGCUGGUGCAGCCCACAUACCGCUCUGCAGCUCGGUUUCCAGCCAAAUGCAGCCUGCCAUGCGCAGCUCCCACUCGACCACCUCCACCUGCAACCGGGGCAACCGGAUAACCGCCCAGUUGCUCGACGGCGUCCUGGAGAACUCCAGACGCCCGCCGCUCCGCUGCAUCAAGUACUUCUCGGUGAACGACCUGGACGACCGCACCGACCAUCGGCCCUUCUUCACCUACUGGAUCAACACGGUCCAAGUGGUGGUGCUCAUUCUGUCGAUCGUCUGCUACGGCAUCGCUCCCAUUGGCAUCGGGUCGGAGCAGAAGACGGGACAGGUGCUGGUGACCAGCCUCAGCCUGCAGACGGUUCAGCAUGUCGAGCAGCGGAACCUCUGGAUAGGUCCCAGGAACAUUGACCUGGUCCACAUGGGGGCUAAGUUCGCCGCCUGCAUGCGACGGGACAUCAAGAUCACCGAGGUGGUCACCAAGACGAGGCGGCACGAGAGGGAGACGGCCUGCUGCAUCCGCAACGACGACUCCGGCUGCGUCCAGAGCUCCCAGGCGGAGUGCUCCAUCCGCGGACUCUACCCUACGAAAUCAAUAUCUACGUGGAAGAAGUGGUCUCCCAGCGAGUCCGGGCCGGGAGGAAGGAUCUCCGGGUCCGUCUGCGGACUGGAUCCCAAGUUUUGCGACGCCCCGGCAUCGAUUGCUCCGUACGAGUGGCCCGAUGACAUCACCAAGUGGCCAAUCUGCCGGAAAACCAACUCCUUCACCCAGCGAUAUCGCUACAAGGACCACACCUCCGAACACAUGGUGUGCGAGGUGAUAGGACAUCCCUGCUGCACGGGCUUGUACGGCGAGUGCCGGAUAACGACUCGCGAGUACUGCGACUUUAUAAAGGGAUACUUCCAUGAGGAGGCGUCGCUGUGCUCCCAGAUUUCGUGCCUGAACAACGUGUGCGGAAUGUUCCCCUUUAUAUCCGUGGAGACUCCGGACCAGCUGUACAGAUUGCUCACGUCGCUCUGCAUGCACGCCGGCAUCCUGCACCUGGCCAUCACCCUUAUAUUCCAGCACUUGUUCUUGGCCGACUUGGAGAGGUUGAUUGGAACCGUGCGCACUGCCAUUGUGUACAUCAUGUCGGGCUUCGCUGGCAAUCUGACCAGCGCCAUACUAGUGCCCCAUCGUCCGGAGGUUGGACCCUCGGCCUCGCUCAGCGGCGUGGUGGCCUCGCUGAUUGCCCUCCUGGUCUGGAUGCACUGGAAGUAUCUGCACAAGCCCCACAUCGCGCUGUUCAAGCUGCUGCUCCUGUGCAGCGUGCUGGUCGGAAUAGGAACACUGCCUUACCAGCUCAACUUCCUGGGGUUGCUGGCUGGAGUGAUUUGUGGCUGCCUUUUGACCAUGUCCCUAGUGCCAUUCACCACGUUCUCGAAAUACGGCCGCAAGAAAAAGAUAAAUCUCAUUUGGACUUGCGUGCUGUUCCACGUCGUUGUGUACACCGCAAUGAUAGUGACGUUUUACAUCCACCCCAGCGAAUUCCACUCCAUUAGCUUUGUAGAUAUGUUUAGUAAUAACAAUGGAUACGACAAUUUCACCAACACCGAUCAUCACGGCGUGGACGUUGUCAGCAGCAAUACUCGAUACUCACAGACGCAGAACUCCCAAUAUUAUUACCAUCAUCACUCGGACGACAUUAUUAGGAAGAGCGUUACAUUUACAGAGAAAGCUCUUGUUUCGCACAUUUUAUAUCCCUCUGCGCCGCGGAAAACGAGCGCCCAGCAAUGGCAGGAAGUAGAGUAUAGUCGUUCGUUUAAUCACCUUUCAAACUAUAGUGAUCGAAUUAAAAAAAGUAUUGGAAAUAUAUCAAAGCUUAAGCAAGUGUUCACUUCACCCAUUAGAUUCUCAAACAAGAACAACCACUCUAAUCUUAUGACUGAAUUAACAUCGGUGCACUCCGAAAGUAAACAGAAGUACUUAGGCUACAUCAAUAAUACUGAAUUUAACGUCCUUUAAUAUUUUACAUAUUAAUCGAAUCAAUUCAUGACAGAAAAUUUGACAAGUUUGAGUGCACAAAUAGAUAACAAUUAUAUGAAUAACGCAUUAAAUGUCUAUUUAUGUAUGUAUAAUCCGAACUUCGAAUGAAUAAAGAAUAAUUAGUAUUAAAA
Drosophila biarmipes is the source of this 4772-nucleotide messenger RNA. RefSeq names its product inactive rhomboid protein 1 (gene rho-5). Gene Ontology annotation, biological process: regulation of protein secretion; regulation of epidermal growth factor receptor signaling pathway. Gene Ontology annotation, molecular function: serine-type endopeptidase activity. The transcript has 7 exons. NCBI's taxonomy places the organism in Eukaryota, Metazoa, Arthropoda, Insecta, Diptera, Drosophilidae. Bases 340 to 4620 code for a protein of 1426 amino acids. Gene Ontology annotation, cellular component: endoplasmic reticulum membrane. The record is from RefSeq and is a predicted model, not a curated record.